Molecule: messenger RNA, 1965 nt
Organism: Ascochyta rabiei
Lineage: Eukaryota; Fungi; Ascomycota; Dothideomycetes; Pleosporales; Didymellaceae
Exons: 2
Coding region: 1-1965 (654 amino acids)
Biological process (GO): positive regulation of gene expression
Source: RefSeq, a predicted model, not a curated record
AUGGCUCACCAACAGGAGGGCCACGCCGUCAGCAGCCGCAUGGACGAGACACCACAUGGCAGCCACGUGGACGAGGCACAGCGGAACGGCCACGCAGACGAGACACAGCGGAACGGCCACACAGACGAUACACAGCAAAACAGCCACAUACACGAGACGCACCAGGGCCAGGCGACGGGCGUCAUGGCCGACGCAGAGAAGCAGGACGAGCAGGGCUUUGCGCCGCAAAAGCCUCAGAAGAGCAGCACCAACGAGAGCCACAAGGGCCCCGAGGGCGGCUACGACGACACGCCCAUAGUGCGCAGAGAGCCCGGCUACACGGUCAAGUUCACCUUCCACCGCGCGAGCAACCUGCCGCUCGCCGACAUCAACACCCUCUCCGCCGACCCCUUCAUCCUCGCCGAGCUGACCACAGCCCUGCCCAACCGCCACAAGGAGGACCCGCCGCUGAUGCUGCGCACCCGCACCGUGCGCCAGAGCACCAACCCGGAGUGGAACCAGGAGUGGAUUGUCGCAAACGUGCCCUCGAGCGGCUUCCGCCUGAAAUGCCGCAUCUACGACGAGGACCCGGCCGACCACGACGACCGCCUGGGCAACGUCCACGUCGAGUCGGCCGCCGUCAACGAGAACUGGGGCGGCAUCCGCGAACAGGCCUUCCCUCUGCGCAAGCGCAUGGUCAGCAAGCGCGCCUUCGUUCUGCGCGCCGUCGCCGUGUGCAUCCGCAAGGCCGAGCACAUGAGCGGCACCCUGACCGUCAGCGUAGAGGUCCUGGGCCGCACCCAGGACGAGCACGGCGGCCGCGUCUACACCAUCGGCCCCCAGUUCUGGAUCCGCCACUUCUCCCCGCUGCUGGGCCGUCUGCUGGGCCAAAAGGAACCCGACGAGUCGGGCAGUGUCUCGCGGCGCACCGGCAAGACAAAGGCAGAGCGCUACAACUUCCAGUCCAACCAGCUGCAGCUGCGCGGCCCCGUCCCCGAGCACAUGUACCACCGCUAUGUCGUCUUCAAGCCCUUUAUCAAGAGCAUGUUCACCGCAAAGGGCGUCCGCGGCUUCAUCCUGUCCAAGGCCCUCCACCACCAGCACGCGCGCGUCUACAACUUCGACCAGGCCACCGAGUACAAGGAGUUCUCCGAGCCCUGCAUAGCCUUUACGCAAAAGUUCCUCGACCUCGUCCACUACGACCAGGGCGGCCGCAUCUUCACCUACGUCCUCACCCUUGAUGCCCUCUUCCGCUUCACCGAAACCGGCAAGGAAUUCGGCAUCGACAUGCUGUCCAAACACACCAUGCACAGCGACGUAGCAGCCUACAUCGCCUUCUCGGGCGAGUUCUUCAUUCGGCGCCUCAAACACCCGCAUAAAUCCCCCGAAGAUACGUCCCAACAAUCCCACCCCCCGCAAGAUCUGGACGACGGCCCGCCCAAGACCGAGCCCAAGACCGACCCCGCAUACUACGAACUCAUCAUCGACAACGACAGCGGCACCUACCGGCCCAAUGCCAAGCUUCUGCCCCAGCUCAAGAAGUUCUUCGAAGCCAACUUCCCCGGCCUGCACGUCCGCACGCUCGACUGCCAGGGCGACGCCGAGAAGAUGGAGCACAUGAAGAACGAGCAGCGUGAAAGGAAGAAGAAGGAAGGCGACCACGUCGUCUACACGCAAGCCAGUCGCAGCAGCAGCGUCAGCAGCUCCGACAUCAGCGACCUGGACCACCUCGAGCAGGCGGGCGAGCGCGAGGAAUCCCAUCUGCGCCACCAGGUGCAGGGCGUGGCCGGCGCCAAGGCCGGCGCCAUUAAACACCACAUGGCCGACUUCACGCCCAGCAACAACCACGAAGGUUGGAGGGGGAAGCAUCACCCCGCCAACGCGGACAACGAGGACGUCGCGCGCCAGAGAGAAGAAGCCAGGCAGAGCAAGGUGCAGCGCAAUGAAGCGAGUAAUACGGCCGAAGUGCAAGCCGGCCAGCCAUGA